CAAACUCGGAACAAAAGACAUCCUCAUAAAACAGGGAAUGGUGGGAGAAGCGUUGUGAAAUGUAUAGAAGUUAUUUUGAACGCAUUAGCAAAAGCGAAUAAUUAUUUGGGCCAUUGGUUUAAAGGGUUGUGUCUUGUGUGUUGCCAAAUCUGCGGGACGCGCGUUGCUCCCCAUCAAAGCCAACUACAGGGGAGGGACAUAGCCGAUUUCUCGACUUCACCGCUCUGACUGAAGGGGAGGGGGUCCGUAGACCGAAAUUGAUGGUUGUAGGCUACUGAGAAAGACUAGCUACUCCUGUUGAUAAUAAAGGCAAAAUCCACCUUUCAGUCGAAUACAGCUGAGUUGGUGAAACGGGCCGGUGGUGAAACAUGGAGAUGUCUGAGGGGCUGUCACAGCAGGAGAGAAUCCAGGCUAUAGCGGAGAAGAGGAAGAGGCAGACAGAGGUCGAGAACAAGAAGAGGCAACUGGAAGAUGACAGGAGACAGCUUUCACAUCUCAAGCAAAAGUCCCUGAGGGAAAAAUGGUUGCUAGACGGAGCUGCUGGGUCGGAGCAGGACGAGGCCAAGAAACAGCUGGCGGAGGACGAGGCCAAGCUCAAGUGGAUUGAGGAGAACAUCAAUAGACUGGAGCAGGAACUGGAGGAGCUGGAGACGGGCGUGUCGGUGACCUCCACCAAAGAGAGUCUGACAGAUGCAGCCAAGGUGGAGCAAGCCAAGACUGCCGACAACAAAGCUCCUGCAGGCACUGUUCAAGAGGCUAAGGAAGUGUUCAAAGGAAGCAACAGCCCUCGUCUGAACAUGUCCGGAGGUGCAUCAGAUAUAAUGAGAACAGUGGUACACGAGGUGAACGGGGAGAACGGGGUCCACCAGCUCAGCGCCAACGAGGUGGACGAGCUCAUCCACAAAGCUGAUGAGUCCAUGAUGAGCGACGCCACCACCGCCGCCGCCACCUUCACCGCCCCUGUCUUCCCCACCAAUGCUGAGUUGGCUGCAGAACAGCACACGACACCCAAGAAGGAGAUCACAGGCAUGGAGGCCAAGGCAGGUGGCGCUAGUCCCCAGCCAGGUGGAGGCGAGAUGGAGGCCAGCGCUGAGAACCCCGUCACUAUGGUGUUCAUGGGCUACCAGAGUGUGGAGGACGAGACGGAGACCAACAAGGUGCUGGGCCUGGAGGGUACCGUCAAGGCCCAGCUGGUGGUCAUCGAGGACGGCAAGGGCAAGAAUGUGACGGUGGGGCCCACCCCAGCCACCGUGACCGUCACCGAGGGAGGCGCCAAGAAAGAGCAGUCGCCCCCACCCAACGGCAGUGCCGCUGACCCCGCCAAGACCCCUCAGGAGACAUCCUCCGCAAAGGAGAAAGGAGGUGAGCCAGAGGGGGGCGCCACUGAGCUCAACAACAAGGAGAAGCAGCCUUGCAAGUGCUGCACCAUCAUGUGAGCAACUGUUGUGUGGCUGAACUUGACUUUUCAAGGAGAAAUGACAAACCAACAACAACCAUAACGUCAUGAAAACCAACAAACCCCUCCCCCCUGCCCUGAAUAAAAAGGCAUACAUGUUCUUUAUCUUCUGAUAGCCUGCUGUUGUUUUCCGACUUCGUUUUAAGUAUUUCACUAUCAUCUCAUCAUCUCCUUUCCUUCUUUUGACCUUUUUUAUUAUUUCAGGUUUGGUUGUGACAAAGGGGAGCAAUCCCUACCUUCUCACACUUUGAGAUUUCUGAGGGAGAGAGGAGAUAGAAAAGGAAGGAUAGAAGGAGAGAAAGAAAGAGGAAGGGGUUCGUUUACUCACCCAGCAUUGUCCAACAAGCAUUUUUUUUAAAUGACAUCUCUUAUACACCACCAUGAAUUGUGUAAUCUUAACUUUCUGUAUGAAGGACAGAUAUAUCUCUCUAUAUAUCUCUAUAUAUACAUUGUUUAUUUUAAAGAUAUAUUUAUUUGACUUUUUAUUUUUUGAAAAUGCCCUCUGGAAAGUAUUUUUGACAGAAGCAUGGUAUUCAUUGUUUUUUUCUGUCCUGUGCUAGUGCAUUUUAGAUUAAAAACGGGGACAUGAUUUUCUCAACACAAUUCUCUUGGAUUUUGAUUUCCAGAAAAAAAAGAAAAAAAAACUUACUUUGGAAUGUCUGAGGCAGACACAACACUGAUAUAUGGGAUGUCUGUGACAAACACAACACUGAUAUAUGGGAUGUCUGAGACAGACACAACGCUGAUAUUUAGAAGUGACAUGCAAUUAGAUGUCAGUAAUAUUGAUGACAUCGAAGUACUGUGUGCGUGUGUGUAUGAGCAUGCAUGAGUGUGUGUGUGUUGGAAUAAAAUGACCUCAUUGGUCCUUAUAUCAUCCGACACUACACUACCCACAAUCCCCAUCACCUAUUUUCUUUCUGGAAGAAAAAACUAUCCAUGCAAUUUUUUUGUGAUUUCCCUGCAACCAAAUCAGCUACACUAGUUCGACAACACUAGUAAUGAAUUGAAUAACAUGUGUGAAGGUCAUUCAUACCGAAGCUUGAGACUGAUGAAAUGAAUGCCCCUCUGUAAGGCUUGAUGUUUGUGUGAUUCACCCCCACAUUACCCAGAAUACCACUGCCCCUUUAAUAUAAAUAAUGUUGCUUACAGCUGCCUUUGUGAUAACACUAACUACUUUUCAUUAACUCAUUGACAUAAUCCUGGCUCCUGAUGUUAUGACCUAGCAACUAACUGGGUUUUGAAAUAAUGGUCGGCGUGGACAGGCCCUUCCAAUGUCCCGAAGAUUUUCGGCUGGAUAUUAACUACUGUGGAAUUGGUGCAUGGAGCAUAAUCUGUUGUUUUAAACGGCAGCGCAUAUCCUACCAAACUGUGUUGCAAAUACUGCAAGAAUUUGCUCCAUUCAGACAUUGAGGAAGAGUGCCAUUUGAAUGGGGGUCGGGGGUCAUAUAUUUCCCUCAGAGUCUGUGUGGGAGGAGAUUCAUUAUAAGAGUACUUGGGUUUCUGUUUUCCUGUUUGAACUCUACUGUCAGGCCUUGGUUUUGUCAUUUGUCAACGAAACCAAAGAAAACAGUUCAAGUAGGCCUACUUUUCAUUGUGUAUCUAUCACAGGAGGUUGGUGGCACCUUAGUUCCUUAGUUGCAGAGGAUGGGCUUGUGGUAAUGCCUGGAGCGGAAUCAGUGGAAUGGUAUCAAAUACACCACACACGUGAUUUCCAUGUGUUUGAUACCAUUCCAUUUGCUCCAUUCCAGACAUUAUUAUGAGCCGUCCUCCCCUCUGCAACCUCACUGGUAUCUAUCUAUCGACAUGUGAGGCAAAAAGCAGGGAAUUUCAACGUCAACAUUCCAAGAAGUUUUCAGAAUCCUUUCCUACUCUCCUCUGAGUGGUCAAUUUUGCUCCAAAUUUGGUGUUGCAAUUAUUUGCCAAUUUUUUAUUUAUUUUCAGAGAACAAUAGAUGUUUUUGCAGUGUGGCUACAUUUGAACAGCUGUGUUUUACUUUCCCUUGGCUUGUGUGUGUUUGUUAGCUGCAGCAUUCUUUACAUCUUACUUAUUUCUGCCAUUUUGGAGCCAAAUUUCCAGCUGAGCUGAGGAAGAAAAAAUGUUAUCAUUAUCAUUGUCAUGUCAUGUCAUGUUAUCAUUGUCCAGUGUAUUUUUCCAGUGGUGAGUUGAGUCAGUUGAGUUGGAUUAGGUAAACUAGGAGUCAGAUCUUUUCAACCGACUCACUGACACGCUCAUAUGUAACCGUGGUCCAUGUGUUAUUAUUCGCAUCCCAAAUAAAACAAACAUUUUGUUUUCAAA
This is a messenger RNA of Salvelinus namaycush (lake trout), 3751 nucleotides long. RefSeq names its product paralemmin-1-like. The coding region runs from base 369 to 1436 and encodes 355 amino acids. Lineage: Eukaryota; Metazoa; Chordata; Actinopteri; Salmoniformes; Salmonidae. The record is from RefSeq and is a predicted model, not a curated record. The transcript has 8 exons. Gene Ontology annotation, cellular component: membrane. Gene Ontology annotation, biological process: regulation of cell shape.